This is a messenger RNA of Orbilia oligospora ATCC 24927, 555 nucleotides long. RefSeq lists its product as uncharacterized. The transcript has 2 exons. The coding region runs from base 1 to 555 and encodes 184 amino acids. Gene Ontology annotation, cellular component: membrane; signal peptidase complex. Gene Ontology annotation, molecular function: serine-type endopeptidase activity. The record is from RefSeq and is a predicted model, not a curated record. Lineage: Eukaryota; Fungi; Ascomycota; Orbiliomycetes; Orbiliales; Orbiliaceae.
AUGCUUUCUGCACUCUCUGCCUACCAGCCCCGCCAGCUUUUGGCGCAGGUUCUCAAUUUCGGUCUGAUCCUCUCAACGGCCUUCAUGAUGUGGAAGUCUUUGUCAUUGGUCACCAACUCGCCGUCGCCUAUCGUCGUGGUACUUUCCGGAUCUAUGGAACCGGCUUUCCAACGUGGAGAUCUUUUGUUCCUGUGGAAUCGAGGUGUAGAUACACAAGUUGGUGAGAUUGUGGUGUUCAACAUUCAAGGGAAAUCCAUCCCGAUUGUGCAUAGGGCCUUGAGGAAGCAUGUUAGCCGACCAUCGGCAAAGCAAUCUAAAUCUCGUGCAUAUCCUCCCCUCAAACUCCUCACCAAAGGAGACAACAACGCCCAGGACGACGUUGUCCUCUAUACACCGGGACAGCACUACAUCGACCGUGAAAAGGAGGUCAUCGGAAGCGUCAAGGCAUAUGUACCUUUCGUCGGCUACGUUACAAUAUUGUUGUCCGAACACCCAAUGGUGAAGACCGUGGUGCUGGGUAUUAUGGGCUUAUUCGUGAUACUUCAGAGGGAGUAG